Molecule: messenger RNA, 1812 nt
Organism: Pseudovirgaria hyperparasitica
Lineage: Eukaryota; Fungi; Ascomycota; Dothideomycetes; Acrospermales; Acrospermaceae
Product: DUF676-domain-containing protein
Exons: 3
Coding region: 214-1542 (442 amino acids)
Molecular function (GO): monoacylglycerol lipase activity
Source: RefSeq, a predicted model, not a curated record
CCCCGACAUUCCGGCUCUCUUAGAACUGGCACGGAGUCAACGUCACCAUCUUUGGCCUGCUCGGCCGUCUCGGACCAGUUCUGGACUGGCAGUCAUCAUCUCUGCUCUACUAUAUAUAUACACUCUCACGAAUCCCUUCCUUAUGCGACUUCGCCUCUAUACACUUCGUCUCCGGUCUCAUACACGCACGAUCACCAUAACAUAACCUCCACCAUGUCAUCCACGGAUGCUCCCGUCGGUCCGCCUGGCCAUCUUUGUGUCCUGGUUCACGGGCUGUGGGGCAAUCCAGGGCAUCUCAACCAGCUAGUCUCCGCAAUCAAAGACCAGUUCGCAGAAGAGCAGCUCCAUGUCCUCGUCCCGAAGACCAAUGCCGGAAAUUCCACAUACGACGGCAUAGAAUUAGGGGGCGAGCGCGUCACGCAAGAGACCGAGGCCGAGCUGGACAGACUGGCGAAGGAGGGACACAACAUCACAAAGAUCAGCAUGAUAGGAUACUCGCUAGGAGGCCUAAUAGCACGAUACGCAGUCGGCCUGCUAUACAGCAAAGGAUGGUUCGAAAGACUGGAGCCAGUGAACUUCACCACCUUCGCAACCCCCCAUCUCGGCUCCCGCACACCUCGCAUCGGCGUCUCCAGCAAGAUAUGGAACAUGCUAGGCUCACGCACCCUCUCCGUCUCCGGCCGCCAACUCUUCCUGAUCGACCGCUUCCGCGACACCGGCCGCCCGCUCCUCAGCAUCCUCGCCGCCCCCUCCAGCAUCUUCAUCCGCGGCCUCAAACGCUUCAAGAACCGCUCCCUCUACGCCAACAUCAUCAACGACCGCUCCGUCGUCUACCACACCGCCAUGAUCACCAGCACAGACCCCUACGUCGACCUCGACCCCUACACCCCAAACUACCUCCCCGGCCUCGCCCCCAUCCUCCUCGACCCGUCCAACCCGCUCACCCUGAAGCAAGACCGCACCCCUCCCACCUUCUACGCCCGCAGCCAGACCUUCGCCGCCCGCCUGCCAAUGUACAUCUUCUUCACCCUCUUCCUGCCCGUCGGCGCGUCCAUCUUCCUCGUCAACGCCGCCGUGCAAUCCGUCCAGUCGCAGCGCCGCAUCCGCGCCCACGAUUCCGGCUCCUCGUUCGACUUCUCCCCUUACCGCAUCCCGCUCCUGGCCUCGGCCAAUCAUGCCGCCGAGCGCGUCUUCGAGCGUGCUAACAGCGUCCACGGCGAGGAUUUCCUGCCGUCGUCUGUGUCCAGUGCCAAUGCCGCCGCGGCGCGCGAGAAAGCGUAUCUGGAUGCGGAGGCAGCGAGUGGUGAUGACGAUGAGGCCUCGGAAGGGGGUGCAAAGAAGCCGCAGUUCCCCACGCUGGCGCUGCAUCCGGAGCAGUUUAGGAUGAUUGAUAAUUUGGAUCAGGUUGGCUGGAGGAAGUUUCCUGUUCACAUACACAAGGCGACGCACUCGCACGCUGCGAUAAUUGUGAGGAUGAAGCAGAGCCGGUUCGACGAUGGGAAGGUCGUCAUUAAGCAUUGGCUGGAUAAUUUUGAGUUAUAGGUGCGAAAGGGGAGGAAGUAUGGUUCAGUGAUGUUGUCCGGCAAGGGGCGGCAUGGGGUUUGUGGCAGCAUUCUUUAGACUUUGGCUUGUGGGAGUAUGUUCGAGCAUUGAACGGUUGCACGCAUAGUAUUGGCGUUCUUUUUUUUUUUGGCGAAUAUGAGCAUUCUGGCCGUAUCACUUGAGAUCAUAUGGGCAUAGAGGAGCGGAAAGCGAAAUGCUGAUAGAUAGAGCAAAGCGGGCGUAGAAUUUCCUAGAGCCGUAUAAUAUUUU